ACCCAUUUCUCCUUCCUAACCAUCUCUCUCUUUCUCUCUUCCCGGUGCUUCGUCGUCGUUAGGUCUUUUCCGUUGACGGAGGCAAAUUUCUUCGCUUCUCUUUGUACCGGCGGUAAAUGUGGUCUUACCGACGAGAAAACCCUAAUUUCAGGGAUUAGAUAGCUUUUUGAAACAAUUUCGAGCGAUGAGUACAGAGAGAGCUCAAGAAGGUGAUAAGAACGAGGCCGCUUCUUCCUCGGGAUGUUCCGAGUCCUACGAGUUUAGCCACGCCGCCGCUAAAGCUGCAGUAGCUCAGGUCUGCGAGAGCGUCGGAUACGAGCAUUUCAAAGAUUCAGCUCUCGAAUCUCUAGCUGGAUUCGCACUCCAGUACAUUCUUCAGCUAGGUAAAACUGCUACUUCCUUCGCUAAUCUAACUGGUAGGAGUCAGUGUAACGUGUUCGAUAUCAUUCUGGCUUUGGAUGAUUUGACUGAUGAUGGCAAAGAAGGAAUUUCUUCUGAGAGUUGUUCAUUAGGGCGUUCGGUUAAACUUAGGGAGAUUAUUGAUUACGUUAAUUCGAGUGAAGAAAUCCCGUUUUCGCAGCCAUUGCCGCGAUUUCCUGUAGCUAUAAGUGAUAGGAGUAGGAAUUUGAUCCCAAGCUUUGUUGAAAUUGGUGAAACUCCACCAGGAAAACAUAUUCCUUUGUGGCUACCAGCUUUUCCUGAUCCUCAUACUUAUAAGGAAACACCUAUGUGGAUCGAAAGGGUAUCAGAUCCGAGGGGGGAUAAGAUUGAGCAAGCGAGGCAGAGGCGGAAGGCUGAGAGAGCUUUGUUGAGUUUGCAGAGGAAACUUGUUUGUAAACUCUCCUCAAGGAAUCCUGUGUGGGGAGAUAUGGAUAGUGUGAAAGAAGAAAUGAGAGAAGACGAGAGUGAAAUGCGUUCUGUAUCACCUUCGAUAUCCGAGGAGAAAGUCGAAUCAUUGAAUAGAGAUGGUCUAUCAGUGAUAGAGGCAUUUGCUCCUGCCAUGGAGGCUGCAAGAGAUGGGUUUUCUAGUGAAGCUCAUACUGAAUGGAAGAAGAAAAAACCUGUUGCUCUUUCUAAGCUCAGAACUGAGAAGAAAUUUCUCGGACAACCGUUGGAUCUAAGUCUACAGAUGAAGGGUGAAGAUAGACCCUUAUCCUUUGUGCGUGAGGAGGAUAGAGAUGACAAAAGAAGGAGAGCGGAGUUCAUUUUGAGACAGUGUAUGGAGAACCCAGUAGACCUCAAUCAGUUGUAAAAUAAGUGAUUCAUUACAGUUUGUGAAGCGUAGUUUUAAAAUUGUGAUUUGUAACUUUUCUUUACAGGCCUAUGUUAUGAUUAUGAUUUUGUGACUAAAAGAAUGAGAAUUUC
Arabidopsis arenosa is the source of this 1365-nucleotide messenger RNA. The record is from the annotation of a GenBank genome assembly. NCBI's taxonomy places the organism in Eukaryota, Viridiplantae, Streptophyta, Magnoliopsida, Brassicales, Brassicaceae.